UUUUUUUUUGGAUUAUAAAUUUAAAUAUGUAUAGUUUUGUUCACUUAUUGGAAAAUUGUGUAGAAUGAUAUAUUUUCCAAUUUUUUAAGAGGGUGUCGUUUUGGUUUUUUACGAUGAUUUCACCCUAUUCGUGGAUCGUGCCCCAAAUGAUUUUAGCCGUAAGGAACUAUGAGGUUAAACCUUGUGUGAGGAACUAUUCACAACUACUUUUUUGAAUAGUUCCUCAUACUUUAAUUUUUUUUUGGGUAAGGAAUGGGCGAAAGUAAUUUACUUCUAUAUCACAAUAGUUAAUUUAAUUAUGCUAAUACGUGGUUUAAGUCAUUGGAUCAAUAUACAUUUGAACAAUGCAUGUGUGUGAGAUCUAACAGUUGGAACCGACUAUGCAUACAAUAGGGUUGAUUUAUCUCCCAAUAAUGUUACACUUAGGAUUAGGACUUGAAAAAACUAUAUGCAAAUAGGUGUAGUGAUGAAUUCCCAAUCCGACAGCUCUAUCACCCUCUUUUUAACUUUAGGCUACAAAUCACGCGCGAACACGCAAUAUCUUGAUCCUCGACCCCUUUUAAAAUUAUUAAAGCUUAACCCAAAAGAAAAUUAGAACCACAAGACAAAGUCCUCUUUAAACAGAUCCCCUUUUCUACGCAACACCACUAAACUCCAUCAUCCCAUGAUCCGAAAUUUCUACCCCCAAAAGGGCUUUUCCGUAAUUUCCGCCACUACCCACGAAAAUCUCUUACUUUUCCCGGUAACUUUUUUCCUUUUUCUUUUUAAUGUUGUCAAUUUCAAGAUCGAUUUUUUGAAUCGUUUGUUCUUCAUCUUUUUUAUUUCUCAUCUCUUUCACAUUUAAUAAUUUUGUGUAGGAGUUCAGAGGGUUCAAUCGGUAUGAAGGGACUUAGCAAUGGAGUGAUGGAUAGAAAAGUCCCACCCAUUAAUACCAAUAGUCAUAACAAGAAUAAUAGUAAUAAAAUUACUAAUUACAGCACGAAUAAUAAUGUUAAUAAUAAUCACCACAAUAACCACAACCACCGUGUUGCCGGAGGCGGUGGUUCCGGGUCGCCGGAGGCGGUCUCCGCCAUCUGGCCGCCGAAGUUUGUGAUUGCACUGACAAAUAAGGAGAAGGAAGAGGAUUUUAUGGCGAUUAAAGGAUCCAAGCUGCCUCAAAGACCUAAGAAGAGGGCCAAAUUCAUUCAGCGUACCCUCAAUCUGGUGAGUCCAGGUGCGUGGCUAUGUGACCUAACACUUGAACGCUAUGAGGUCCGAGAGAAGAAAGUUUCCAAGAAGAGACCAAGAGGGCUUAAGGCUAUGGGAAACAUGGACUCAGAUUCGGAGUAGGAGGAAUAUUAAGACACCGGAAAAAUGUGUAAUUGAAGAGGACAAUUUGGCUGGAAAUUUCGAGUUCAAAUCGGUUUUGGUUUUGGCUCCUCUCUUGCAGUCUUAUGUUGGCAAAAUAAUGUCAAUUGAAGGGAGAAUUGUGGUUGAAAAUCUGGACAUAUCCCGACACGAGGCGUUUUUUUUUUCAAUUUGCAUAAUUUAUUUAGAAUUGUUUUUAUAAAUUAUUACAUGAAAAUUUUCGGAGGUGUAUACUGGUAGAUACUUGUUAAUUUCUAGGACAUCUCGGUAAAACUGUUUAAAUUGAUAUCCUUCAAUUUACAAAUUUGGUAUUUUAGUUUGUUUAUUUUGAAUACUUGCGUUCGAGAUUUGUCGUGUACUAUUUGUUACUCCAAAUUAAGAUAUAU
Molecule: messenger RNA, 1733 nt
Organism: Striga asiatica
Lineage: Eukaryota; Viridiplantae; Streptophyta; Magnoliopsida; Lamiales; Orobanchaceae
Source: the annotation of a GenBank genome assembly